AUGUUCUACAAUUCAACCUUAGUCCUAGUGGGCGGCUCAGAUUGCACAAAAAUUCAUGAAUAUUACCCACAACUCAUUUAUAACUCUCUCUACCGUACUGUUAAUGGUGGUUGUCUAGAUAUUUUAGUUCUUCGUUCACAAAAUACUAUUAGAGCUGUCGAACGUCUUACUGCUGCAUUUUAUGACCUUGCUCGCCAACAAAUUAAUCAAAUGGGGAAACGUGAUAUUCGUGUUACUGUUCUUUUAGAUGGCCGUAAUUUAGAACUUAACCGUAAACAAUCAUGGGAAGUCAUUAUUGCUGGAAAAUAUGAGGAUGAUCUUCUCUCGGAUUUCCGUAACUCUUUACCUGAAAACUGCCGCAUCUUGGGCUUGCCUACAGUCAUUGUUAAAAUGCCAAAUAAUUAUUCAACUCAAGACCCUGGGAACCGUUAUUCAUCUUCAAACCGUCGUCCAUCUUAUGCUGGUGCUAAUGGUCCUGCAUAUUCUCUCAAUGGAAUUGUUGAAGAAGAUGAGGAUGUAAACAUGAGUGAUCUUAAUAGACUUAAAUCUGAUGAAGAUGAACUUACUAAACGAACAAAGGGGAAAGAUUCUGCUGGCGAAUGGGAACAUGAUGUUGUCGCAGUGGGCGGAACUUUUGACCACUUGCACGAUGGACACCGGUUAUUACUAACUGUGGCUGGGUACCUGGCUAAAGAAAAACUAAUUGCCGGAAUCACCGGCAGCGAACUUCUUGUUAAUAAAAAGUACGCAGAAGUUUUAGAAUCAUAUCUAGUACGUCGCAGUCAUGUUGAAGAAUUUUUGGCUUAUGUUUUCCCACAACUUGAAGUUGAAACCAUUAUGUUACAUGAUCCAGCAGGUCCUACAGUUCUUGUGGAAAAUAUUGAUGCUCUUGUAGUAUCUCGUGAAACUUUUAAAGGAGGUCUUCAAAUUAAUAAAACUAGACUUGAUAAGGGAUGGAAACCAUUAAUUGUUUAUGAUAUCGGAAUGUUGGGAUGUGUUGAAGGUAAUGAACAAAAUAAUUAUAUGGAUAAACUUAGCUCAACUGAUAUUCGACGACUAGAGUUUGAACGGUUGCAUAUUAGUGACCAAAGAAUUCAAAUAUAA
This is a messenger RNA of Magnusiomyces paraingens, 1104 nucleotides long. RefSeq lists its product as uncharacterized. Gene Ontology annotation, molecular function: dephospho-CoA kinase activity. The coding region runs from base 1 to 1104 and encodes 367 amino acids. The transcript is spliced from 3 exons. Gene Ontology annotation, biological process: coenzyme A biosynthetic process. Lineage: Eukaryota; Fungi; Ascomycota; Dipodascomycetes; Dipodascales; Dipodascaceae. The record is from RefSeq and is a predicted model, not a curated record.